AUGGGGAAAGUAUUUGAUUUUGCCGAAGUGGCUAAACAUGAUAACCGCAAGAGUUGCUGGGUCAUCUUGUAUGGCAAGGUGUUUGAUGUGACCGACUUCGUUGCUGAUCACCCUGGAGGUGCAAAUGUCAUCCUCAAGCUCGCAGGCAAAGAUGCAACUGAGGAUUUUGAUCCCGUCCACCCAGCCGGUACUUUAGAAGAUAACCUCAAACCCGAGGCUCUUCUGGGGACUAUUAAUCCAGCGACUCUACCCGAGAAAGAGUCUUUCCUUGUGACUUCCCCGAAAGCUGAUGAUCCUCCUCAUGUCGAUGCCCUUUUGAACAUGGACGAGAUCGAAGAAUUGGCUACAGCAAAGCUAAGCAAGAAGGCGUGGGCAUAUUACUACUCUGCUGCCGACGACAAGAUCUCCAAACGUCUCAAUACAGAGGCGUUCCGCUCUAUUCUUUUGCGACCACGGAUCUUCAUUGACUGCGCCAAUUGCAGCCUAAAUACAAAGUUACUAGACAACCACGUUGCUCUGCCUAUUUACAUAUCUCCAGCAGCUCAAGCUCGCCUGGGGCAUCCAUCUGGCGAAGCAGGAAUUGCCGAGGCAUGUCGCGCCUUUGGGGCCUUGCAAAUAAUUUCCAACAGCGCCUCCAUGACGCCCGAGGAGAUUGUUGCUAACGCCUCCCCAGAACAAGUAUUCGGCUGGCAGUUGUACGUACAAGAAGACCGAACCAAGAGUGAGAGAAUGAUUGCACGAAUCAACAAAUUGGCUGCGAUCAAGUUCAUUGUUCUGACUCUUGAUACUCCCGUAAUGGGCAAGAGAGAGGAUGACCAGCGUGGCGGUAAUGUUAUUGAUGAGAUUACAGAUGAUUGGAAAUCCACCGAUGGCUCGGUGCAAGCUCGAGAUAAAAAGGCAUUUGCCGGGUUGGAUCCCACGCUGACAUGGACAGAGACUCUUGCGUGGUUGGCCAAACACACCAGUCUCUCUGUUAUUCUCAAGGGCGUUCAAACCCAUGAAGAUGCGUAUAUUGCUUCCUUUCAUCGGCCCCAAGUGAAGGCCGUGAUCCUUUCAAAUCAUGGUGGCAGGUCCCUUGACACGUCUCCUCCUGUCGUGCACACUCUACUUGAAAUCCGCAAAUACUGCCCUGAAGUAUUUGACAAAAUUGAAGUCUGGGUGGAUGGAGGAGUUAGGAGAGGAACCGACGUGGUCAAGGCCAUUUGCCUUGGUGCAAAAGGUGUUGGCAUUGGGCGACCUGCACUAUUUGGCCUUUCGGGUGGGGGUGUGGAUGGGGUGAAGAGAGUUUUACAGAUCCUGGCCGACGAGACCAAGACUUGUAUGAGACUCCUUGGUGUUGAGAAGCUUGAGCAACUUGGAAUGCAACAUAUCAACACCCGCUUCGCAGAGCAACAGAUCUUUGAUGGGCCUUCAGACCUUGCAGCCUGUCGGGCGGCCCAUUUGUCAAAGCUUUAG
Messenger RNA from Penicillium odoratum, 1455 nucleotides. RefSeq names its product FMN-dependent alpha-hydroxy acid dehydrogenase. Lineage: Eukaryota; Fungi; Ascomycota; Eurotiomycetes; Eurotiales; Aspergillaceae. The record is from RefSeq and is a predicted model, not a curated record. The transcript has 5 exons. The coding region runs from base 1 to 1455 and encodes 484 amino acids. Gene Ontology annotation, molecular function: oxidoreductase activity; heme binding.